GCUUUUAAAUAUUGAGAUUGGGAGAAAAACUUUAAUGAAGUAACUGCUCUCAUUUCAAAACAUUACCAUAUUGCACCAAGCCCUAGGGCCUAAAGAACAGCCCCACUCGUGGUUCAGUUGCAUGCACUCAUUUGGAAGGACCUUCCAAAUGAGUGCUUCGGGUCCUUCGUUGGUGUGGACGUAUUUUGCCUACGACUGAAGCUUCUUAAGCGGGACUUUAUUCUGCAAGACUCGGCUGUAAAAGUCUGCGCACAUAUAUAGAAAAAAAACAAGAAUCAUGUCCCGAAAACGGGACACGAUUCUUUAUUAGGACAAAAAGACGGGACAGCAGAAGCGGACCUCAAAAACGGGACGUCUGGUCACCCUUAAAUAUAUGUGAGAUUUCAAAGGAAUUCUAGUUGCACGGGACUACAAAUAGUAAUGCUGGUGAUGACUGUGCACAAUAAAUAUGGCCAAAGAACCGCCAUUAUGGUGCAGUUUUUUCUCAUUAUAUAUAUCUGUGUUUUUGGUGCAUGUAGCAACGCAAUAUUUAUUUUUUUUUUCCACAGGAUUUUUGCGUUGCUAGCAGCGGGUCGCCGGUCGGGUGUUUGGAGAUCUCGGGUGUAGAACAUUCGAAGAAGUGAUCAAAGAACGAGGUGAUGCUGCAAGUAUAGAGUUUACACCGUCCCAAUGUUUCCAGAGCCGAGCACGCGAGUGAUUGUCGCUUUGUAAAGUGAGCAAAGCGUGCACAAACUGAAGAUGGUGCUGGCUACAAGCUUUCUUGGAAUGAUCUCUACACCCGUACAAAAUGCGAGUGACAGCACUUGAUCUGGCUUUCUGCUACGACCGGAGUAGCCUCCACUAUCUCGUUUUGUCGAACGGUUUGGAAAUCGGAGCCUAAAGUUGGUAAGCUGCAGUCCUAGUUUUCUUGCCAGCACGUCUUUACAGACUCCAAAUAACCGUGGUGGGCUCUUCACGCACAUUCUUUGCAAAACUGUUGUUCCUAUGCAAAUCAUUAUUGAAAGUUUCUCCGAGAAAAGGAAGUGUGCAGCUCGGUGGGUGCCUACACUUGGGUGCAGCAAUUUCCUUUGCCGUAGGAAUCGUCCAUGGCCCAAAAAUCCUGAAAUGUGGGUUGCCUCGACCCGAUAAAUUGAAUGCAGCAAAUGCAUUUUGGUUCAUUAACCUUAUCUGCCCUUGAAAAGACAGGAAGCUGGCCGAGGAAGUGCGUGAUUGUAUCGUGAUGGAGCAACGAGGCACAAUUGCUGGCAGCCUUUGGUUUCCUCGCACAUAGCAUGGCUCUUGGCAAAGUUUGGCCGCUCCUUUUGUGGGCUGUUGCGUGUCGGGCCAAGGGGGGUGAGUGACGCCGCUCCUUGGAGCACCUUCCACAAUUCCUGGAUUGCUGAGCAUUUUUCUGUCGCGCGUUCUGUGUUGCAAAAGUUUUUGGAUGCCACGUGUGUUGCUCGUUUAAAAGCAGCGGGUGUUUUCUACGAGAAUGGUCAUUAAUAUCUUCGUUUAGUCGGGGAUACUCGUUAAAAUCCCAUUUUGUGAGCGAUGCAUCUCGCAUUAAGAAAGAAACUGCUCAUUAUCGAGAGUUAAUGGCCCGUGCCAGAUGGUCAUUUCAAAGACCGAAACAAAAAGAUGGUACGCUUUCAAAAGGCUUUUGCUACGCGGCUGUUCUUAACAAAUUCUUCUAUGAAGGUUGACAAAUAGGAAAUCGGUUUGCAGUUCUGCGAUGGAAGUGCUGUGGCCAUUUGUGCCCCGAAAGAAAGUCUGACAUCUUGCGCCGAAGCAUCAUUUUGGCUAAGGAUUGCACCACACCUGCGCCGAGAUGAGCUUAAAUAGAGCAAAAACUAAAAAUACUAUUCUCCGUUAAUAUUUAGAGAACUAGAAGGAAAUAAAAAUGGUACAAAUAUGCAUUCCCCAGUGCCUCUACCCAUCGUAUAGUUUGUUUCAUCUUAGAUCGGGGCACAGUUCAAAGCUCAAACGCCUACGAACACGCACACUAAAGGUGCGAGUCUAGGUGCAAUCGCUGCACUUGGUUGGUUUAGCGGAUGCAAGAGCACGUACAGAUAGACGACGAAUGCCACAACGUCGCACUUUUGAUGCCGUUUCAUUGGCUCGUAACAUCGCCCGAGCUUUGACUCGAGGUGAAACAAAGUGUAGAGACUGCUCGUCAACUUUUUUAGACAAUGUCGGGAGCCAGGAGUCUGGAGAAAAAUUUGCGGAACAGUGGGAUGGCCGCUACUGUACCGAGACAACCAAAGUCUUUUAUAGCCAACGAUACCACUCGAUCCUUAUGUCUGCCACACGCCUCCGCGUGGUGGCCACGGCGUGCCACCCGCGUCAACCUUCACGGCCUGGCACCAGUGCGUCGAGCGUCUCCGCUUUGCACCGCAGUGCCAGGAGCAGCGGCUCGUGUGGAGAGCACGAUUGGCUCGGGAAUUAUGCUCAACAGGUAGACCUCCUCUGGUCUCGACAGUAGGUUGACCUCUAAUUUUAAGAAGGGAAUACGUGUCUAUACUUGAGUGAACAUGUUAGCCAAGGUAGUUCACGUGCAGCGGUCAAUCAAAAGGGGAGCAAACUCGACUCUGGUUCAACUGCCGCAAAAGCUCAAUGUUGCUUUUGAAGUGACACUAUGACUCAUUUGCACCUGGUCUUCAACAAAUAGGAAUCUAGCUCGGGUAAUCUUGAUAUUGACAUUUUUGGACUCGAAUGGAAAUUUCCAGAGUGCAUCAAUGUUCUUCUUUCAUCACGACAUGGAGACCUUUGUUUUGUGCAUGGGAUCGUUUUCAGUGCACCACUAGAAAGGCCUAGGGCUCUUUGUGCGGCACUCGGAAGAAAGCCGAUAAAUAAAAAAACAACGUACAUUUUAUUCAUAUUUGUGGGUGGUUACUUUUGCAGCUUACGAAAUUAGAACCUCGAGUUCAGUGUUCAAAAACCUUGGGGGGACGCACUUUUAUGGAUACGUGUUUUAGCAAACGUGCCAAUUUUUGCCGGCAUUUUAGGCGAAUUAUAUCUGCCGACUAAAUUACUGCAGAGUGAAAGAGAGAGAGGCUGUUUCUCGACUGAAGCGUUGCGCUAUGCUUCGUUUUUCUAUAUUUUUUUAAAAAAUAAUCAUAAAUGGUACCCACUCCGACUCUAGCCUUAUUUCUAAAAAAAAGGCUACGCGUUCUUUUUGCAUCCUAUCUAUCUUGCCACAAAAGAGAAUAAGUAAUCUGCUUCAAAGAAAGACCCUUAUCGGAUGGAAACUGCUCCAUAUCACGUGAGCGAAUGACGUUUUAGCGACAUUUGAGCGAAUCGACGUUUUAGCGAAUAAAGGCUUAUUAACCCACCUCUUUUUGCCGCGCUUACGCCACUUUGCGGCGAGUCUGCGGCGGCUCAUUACAAAAGUGAACCCACUUGGCCCACCCGUGCUGAAGUGUCAUUUGGUGAAACAUGGGCGUUCGCUAAAACGUCAUUCGAUCGCGCGACUGCCUCCCAUUUUGCCCGCUACAUGAAGCAUUUUCAGCUAUGCCAGAAGGGGCACAAUUUUGAAAGGGGUCUAUCGCAGACACCCCGACGUGGUGACGCUCACUUUCAGCAAAUGUGCUUCGAGAAAGAGACUGUACAGGUCUGGCCGCUUUUGCUCUAGUUCCUUUCUCAGACGACAUGUUGCGAGAUUUUACGCGUGUAAAAGGGACACUGCCAGACGCCAAUUUUAUUUUCGUUAUAUUUAAACGGCAAAUUAUGGCACCAAAUCAUUUCACGAAAACCAGAAAGCCUAAAGUUGUGCCAUAGCGAUUCCUUUGCGGCGGCAUCAUUUCCAGCACGUUUGUACCCGUUUUUUGGUGGUGCCAACACCGUGGUGCACGCGUGAACUCGCCUUAAAAAAACCCUGAAAAGAAAAAAAAACUUUUUUUUAAACAUUUUGGUUGGGACAUUUUAGAGCAAUACUGACGGCGAGAGAUUUAUUUGAAAUUCUGCGCGCAAAGUUAAUGACGUAACGGGUCAUUCCGGAAUGACCAUCAAAUACUUGUGACCAUCUUGGGCAUUCGCUCUUUCCCCCUCAACGUGAAGGCGAAGCUGAUGCAGCUCUCUUCCACGCGUCCGAAAUGCCGAGAGAGAAAACAAGUGGAAACGAGGUGACUCCCGACUAAAUUGCAUCUCGUGCCCUCAAUAUUGCCCUAAACAUUUUCUUUUUGCGUAAAAUUAAUUUUUUGACACGCGUGUCGCAACCAGACUGUUAAAAAAAGAAAAAUCUUCUUUUGUUUCUUUUCAGGGGCCCUUUAUGCUCCAGCAUUUUGUUCGAGGUCCCCGAUUUGCCUCAAAAUUUACUGGACACACCAACAAACAUCGCUGAGCUAAUAACCCAAAUGUAAAGACAAAUAUUUCUUUUUUUUUUUAAUUAAUAAAUUUACGUUUUUGGUCCUCAUGAUGUUUGGCAAGAAUGAAAAAGUGACGCCGGCUGCAGGCAGGGGUUCGCUCUUGGGACUACAUUUUGUUCCCAACUGAUUACGAGCAGUUCCAAGGUGCCGAAUGAAUGGUUUGAGAGCUACAUCGAGCACCUGCGCAGCAGGUGCUUGAUGUAGCUCUCAGGCAUACUCCGUUUUCGAAACUGCCCGUUCGAUCUUCAAGUGCGCCUGCCAGUGACGUCGCGGCACUGAAAAGCGCGGGUACAUUUAAAUGUUGUUUUUGGCAUCCUUUUUAUUUGCCGAUUUCACUCCUCCUCUCUGCGGGGAUUAGUUCAAACUCCCAUGGGUAGAAAAGAAAACUGGGAACUGUUUUUCUGCCCGGCAGACGACAAUUACGUAGUUGGCCCCCGAGUAUUGAACAGCGGGGCACUAAAGGCCUGGUUCAACGCAGUUCCGUACAGCGUCGAGGUGCUCAACUACAGUGGCGUGGUGAGUGAGCGCGUUGCUCGCAUCUGGGACGGCGACGACCACACCUGCUUCUCCGUGCUGUCCGAACUGAACCGCACGCGGGCUUCUGUGCGCCUCUUCCUGAACCGCUCCGCUCCCGUGGCCCUCUCCCGGGUCGUGGCCAGUCCACAGCCCAAUGUCGUCUAUUACCUGCUAGAAGACAAAAACGACACGGUCCGCAAGCCCCAGUUGGACAUCUGGAAAGGAAACAUCUGGAACUACAGGGGAGAAUUUUCGGCCAGGGUUCACGCCGUGGACAUACACAGCGUCGAAGAGCUGUGCGAAGUCACCAUCUUUGCGGUUCGAGAGGACGCGGGAUGGCACAGCAGCAUGGCCAUGGAGCACAAGUCGAGCAGCACAGAAAUGUCUCCUUGGAAGCUGGUUUUAUACGCUACGCUCCCCGUGGCAGUGCUCGUUAUCGUCCUGGCACUGCUCUACUUCAGGCGGUCCGGACCCCGGGGAGCGACGUGGCCCAGCCGGAGGAGGAGGGACGCGUCGGCGGACGACCACGAAGCUGCCCGGAACGGCGACGACCGGACGGCGCUCUUCCACAACCAACUCUACGUGUCUGCGGACUGGGACCAACCGCAGCCGCGGCCGGACAACGACCGGUCCGACGCCCUCGGCGAUCCGACGGCGGACCCGUACUCCGACGUCGACUGGGUCAACCGCAUGCUCGAGACGUCGUGCGAACCCGUCGAGAUCGGCCGUAGAGGCGCCGUCGAGCCCCUCUAGACCUUCGGAGACCGCCCGCCGUUUGGGAUUUUGCGGCGGCCGAGACGAGACUGACGACGCCAAUAAAGAGCGCGGCCGUCGUACGUGCCGUAUGCUCCGGGCCCGUUCGCACGAUCGCGUCUGCUCAGGGCCAAACUGUUGCAACUUUUUACGACGAGAGAAUGCGCCGGAGACAACCACAAGGUGACCCCAAAACGGUAUUUCACUAGAACCUAGGUUUUGCGCUAUUUGCGACACCAAAUAUACGUUUUGCAACACCACUGGAAGUUUUCCGAGCCGAAAAGAAUGAAUGAUGCGGGGAAAAAAUUGAAAAUAUAAGGAAAUGCAGGGCGUUACCCGGCAACCCAAUGGACGGCACCGGGGUAUUCUCUCGUCCUAAGAGAUUUGAGAUGGCUCGAAGGGAGCGUGCGAACCAGCCUUUAAGACGAGAAUGGCAGGGAGGUCCUUCUGGCUGGGCAUCUCUCCAGCUUUUGGCGUGUGCACGUGCCAAAAGAGAGGGGAAAGGCAACGAGCGCGUGCCCGAGGCAUUCCGAGCAAGUCGGAGACCGAAGGCCUCGUAAUGCGUACGGGUCGCAGCACUCCAGCCAUGCCCCAGAGCUGGGUUCCCACCAAGCGGGAAAACCCAUUUUUUUCCUGCUUCAAGUUGUCUACCUGCACAUUUGGACUCCUGUAACUAGGGUUCUGUGUUUUCAUUGUUUUGUUUUUUUGGAAUUUGGGGAUAUUCUUUUUUUUGGGGGUGGGGAGGUUAUUUCUUCUGCACAGAUUCUGUGCGUUUUGUGUAAAUUGCUUAUAACUUGCCCAUUUACGCAAAAAAAAUGCGGUAUCUGUAGGAGAAAAAUACCCCCUCCAAAAAAAUACACUCAAAUUGGAAAAAAAAUAAAACACCAAAAACAUAAAACCCUAGAUAUAACAUUAGCCAGAUAUAUCAUCCAUUGUUUCUCCAAACAUGGGCCAAAACGUUUGUCCCACAAAAAUCAAUGAAUUGCACAAAAAGAAAAAUAUUGAUACCUUACUAGUAACAGCACGUGUGUCUUGCGUGCGCAUUUGUGUGUGUGCAAUGUAGUUAAGAAUCAGAACGGGUAUUUUUAUGUCGCAUAAAUUACCUAAGCACCAGGAAGAA
Molecule: messenger RNA, 6732 nt
Organism: Ixodes scapularis (black-legged tick)
Lineage: Eukaryota; Metazoa; Arthropoda; Arachnida; Ixodida; Ixodidae
Exons: 6
Coding region: 4713-5612 (299 amino acids)
Source: RefSeq, a predicted model, not a curated record